Molecule: messenger RNA, 1869 nt
Organism: Jatropha curcas
Lineage: Eukaryota; Viridiplantae; Streptophyta; Magnoliopsida; Malpighiales; Euphorbiaceae
Source: RefSeq, a predicted model, not a curated record
UGGAGAGCUACAUUUGUUUUGUGUAUGUGGUGAAAAGCUGGAAAUUAAAUUCUUUUGCAUAUGAACUAUCAAUUAUAUUAUUACUCUGACUCUAACCAGCCUAUAUGCUUGCUCACUUGACUUCCCUCAUAGGAAACUAGCUGGAAUUUUUAAGCAUUUCAUGGACCACUGCCAAGAAAGCUGUAUGAUGAUCCAUUAAAUUAAAAAUAUUUUGUAUUUUUGCAGAUUGAGGAUAAAGAACUGAAAAUUUUGCAGGGGAACAACCUAGAAAUCUAAGCAAUAGGCACCAGGGUGGCUAACCCAAAGUGCAUGAUUUUGAAACAGUCCUUGUAGGAAGGCUAUCAUUUAUGAUGAUGAUAAUGAAGUUGAUGAGAUUGAUGGUGGAACUGGGACAGGCUCUGCAUUUCAUUUACUCUCGCGAGUUUUGGAGGAUGGCAGUGUUUUGGACAAUCUCUCUUGUUGCUUCAUAUUUGCAUCUGUUUUUCCAGAGGAUAUUUAGUCAGAGUUCUAAUGCCUACCCCCACUCCCUUCCCCCAAAAAGUAUGCUUAGGAGACCUGUUUGCAUUGUUACUGGUGCAACAUCUGGUUUGGGUGCUGCUGCUGCUUAUGGCCUCUCAAGGAAAGGCUUUUUUGUUGUUCUUGUUGGACGGUCAUCCAAAUUGUUAUAUAAGACUGUUGAGAGGAUAAAAGCACAGAAUAGGGAUGCCCAACUCAAAGCUUUCGACGUUGACCUAUCAUCUUUUCAAUCAAUCCUAAAGUUCAGAGUUUCAUUAGAGAAAUGGCUCUUGGAUUCAGAUAUGCAUUCUUCCAUCCAACUCCUGGUCAACAAUGCUGGGAUACUGGCGACAUCACAUCGUACGACAGCUGAUGGCUAUGAUCAGAUGAUGGCUACAAAUUAUAUGGGCGCAUUCUCCCUGACCAAAUUUCUACUACCACUUAUCAGAAACAGCCCUGUUGGUUCAAGGAUAGUGAAUGUAACAUCCUUUACACAUCGAAGUGUGUUUAAUAUGCAGGUUGACAAGGAAACUGUUUCUGGAAGGUGCUUCUGGACUCCAAAACAAUAUCCAUAUGCUCAUAUCUAUCAGUACUCCAAGUUGUGUAUACUGCUGUUCUCAUACCAACUUCAUCAGCAACUUCAGUUGAUGGAUAAACCUUGUCAAGUCUCUGUCAAUGCUGCAGAUCCUGGAGCCGUGGAAACCAAUCUCAUGCGGGAAGUUCCCUCCUGUCUUUCCCGUCUGGCAUUCAGAAUAUUGAAACUUCUAGGCCUUUUGCAGUCUCCAGAUAUUGGUGCAUGCUCUAUUCUUGAUGCUGCCCUUGCCCCACCAUGUCGACCUUGCAGAGAAACUUUGGACCACUUCAUGCGAUCUCUUUGAAGAGUUACAGCUUGCUUCCAUGGAAAAAGAAAGAUAAUCUUGUGAACCAUGGAAAGAAGAUAUAAUUUUGUGGAGGCAAAGAACAUAGAUGGAGAAAGAAAUUAUUGCUUCUAAUGGUAGCAUCCUUUGCCUUUUGUUCAAUUGCAACUACGGAGCAUGUGGUUCAACACCAAGGUAGAAUUCAUUAUGCCUUCAAAUACCGAAAAUUAUUUGAAAUUGUUAGAAUUAUAUCUUAAAAAUUAAAAAAAAAAAAAUUUAUUCGGUAAAAAAUUCCUAUUAUGUUUUUAACUUGCCAAGCGAGUUUUAAGUUUUUGUAAAUAUGGAGAUUAUUUAAGGAUUAAAGGGUUUAUUAGUUAUUGCUUUUAGUUCAAUGGCUUAUUCCUUCUUGUUUGGAGAAAGUUUGUGUUAGAAAAAAUUUAAUAUACUAGGUUGAAAGAUGUAAUAAUUAUCUUUUAUUAUCGCCUUAUUGUCCAUUUAGUUUGAGAGUAUUUUACUA